Bicyclus anynana (squinting bush brown) is the source of this 1842-nucleotide messenger RNA. Its product is annotated as transcription factor GATA-4-like. Gene Ontology annotation, biological process: negative regulation of transcription by RNA polymerase II; positive regulation of transcription by RNA polymerase II; cell fate commitment. NCBI's taxonomy places the organism in Eukaryota, Metazoa, Arthropoda, Insecta, Lepidoptera, Nymphalidae. The record is from RefSeq and is a predicted model, not a curated record. Bases 145 to 1701 code for a protein of 518 amino acids. The transcript has 5 exons. Gene Ontology annotation, molecular function: DNA-binding transcription factor activity, RNA polymerase II-specific; RNA polymerase II cis-regulatory region sequence-specific DNA binding; zinc ion binding.
GACGACUCCGUGACUGAUAGUGCGCGUCGCGAUGCGUCCCGCAAGAGCCUAAGAUUUUCGCCAAAGUUUUCACCCGUCACGGAAAAUUCGACUAAAAUUAAUCUAACCGAACUUUGUCGGUAAACCGGAAUUGAUCGGCGGAGCAUGGAGAAUGUGAGCGUCAUGAUGCAGCGCGACGAGGAGCAGCGCGCGGGCGACGAGGCGCUGCAGCUGGUGAAGCACGAGGAGCGCGCGGGCGGCAGCGGCGGGGGCGGGGGCGAGCUGCACGCGGGCGGGGGCGAGGCGGACGCGGAGCAGCACUCCGUUAUCACGUCGCGCCGCACGCUGCGCACCAUCACCGCCGCCGGGCACAUCACCGAGGAGGCGCCCGACGACGUCAAGGACGAGCCGCCCGAGCCACCGCCGCCCGAGCACGAGCGCGCGCCCUACGCCGAGCCCGAGGCGGCCUACGACGACGAGCGCCUGCGCCAGGCCGAGGCGGACGCGGCGCGCUACCUCGCCUUCAAGCCCGACGCGUACCGCGCGCCGCCCGCCGAGCGCCGCGCGCCCGCGCCGUUCGCGCGCGCGCCGCCGCCGCGCGCCGCCUACGAGCGCGCGCCCGCGCUGCGCUACCGCGCGCCCGAGCCCGACGAACACGCGCACGCGCACGCGCACGACGCCUACCUGCACAAGGACAAGGAGCAGCCGCAGUACGCGGUCGAGCCGGCGCCCGAUGCGCGCCAGUACGGCGCCGCGCUGGAGCACGCCGCCUCCUCCGCGCUGGAGAUGAUCCAGACGACGGCGCUGGGCAACCAGCAGGCGGUGGGCGUGGCCUACCAGCCGGUGAAGUACGAGGCGCGCGGCGAGGGCGAGGCGCGCGCGGGCACGUACGCCGCGCUGCAGCCCGUGGGCGCGGGCGGGUACGCGUUCGGCCAGAGCCCGCAGUACGCCGGCUACGCGUACGGCGGCGGCAAGGAGCCGCUGCUCACGCUGUACGGCGCGGGCGCGCGCGACGAGUCGCCGCCGGGCCAGCUGCUGUACCGCAGCGACCCUACGCUGUCGUCGUCGGCGCUGGCGCGCGGCGCCUACCAGCAGUACGAGGCGCCCGCCAGCCCCGGCCAGCAGGUGACGCUGUACGCGCCCGGCAGCGUGCAGUACAGCCUGGCGCCGGGCGCGGGCGUGGAGUACGUGCCCGUGUCGGGCUACGAGGGCGGGCUGCUGGUGGAGAGCUACCCGGCGCAGGCGUGGCCGGCGCACAACCUGCUGCAGGUGGACGACGGGUUCGACCCCGGCGCGGGCGCGGCCGACGUCAAGGAGUGCGUCAACUGCGCCGCCGCCGCCACGCCGCUGUGGCGCCGCGACGGCACGGGCCACUACCUGUGCAACGCGUGCGGGCUGUACACGCGCAUCAACGGCGUCAACCGCCCGCCGCUCAAGGGGCAGAAGGCGAAGCCGCAGCAGGCGCUGCCCAGCAACGGCACCCGGCGCGUGGGCGUGACGUGCGCCAACUGCCGCACGUCCAACACCACGCUGUGGCGCCGCAACAACAACGGCGAGCCGGUCUGCAACGCCUGCGGCCUGUACUACAAGCUGCACAACGUGAACCGGCCGCUGAGCAUGAAGAAGGACGGCAUCCAGACGCGCAAGCGCAAGCCCAAGAGCAUGGGCGGCGGCGCGGGGCGCGCGGGCGCGGGCGGCGCGCUGUCGGGGUACCAACGAUAGUGCGAUCGCCGCGCAGCAACCGCGUGUGAUUCACGCAGCAGCCGCGCUACAACCGCGCAGCAGCCGCGCUACAACCGCGCGGUGCGGCACACUUCUGAUGAACACUGACGUAUGCAACAUUUGCAAAACAGUCUUUCUAGA